GAAGAAUUGUUUCCGGUAUCAGGGUAUAAGAAGGGUGCGAGGACACACUUCCGGUCUCUCCAGCGCGCAGUGAAAAUGACGAAGGGAACAUCAUCGUUUGGUAAGAGGCGGAACAAGACCCACACUCUUUGCCGACGAUGUGGGGCUAAAGCAUUUCAUCUGCAGAAAUCGACCUGCGGCAAAUGUGCCUACCCUGCCAAGAGAAAGAGGAAGUAUAACUGGAGUGCCAAGGCCAAAAGGAGAAACACAACUGGUACAGGCCGCAUGAGGCACCUGAAGGUGGUGUAUCGCCGAUUCAGGAAUGGAUUCCGCGAAGGGACCACCCCGAAGCCUAGACGUUCCACAAUGGCUUCCUCCAGCACUGCAUAAACUACCAGUGUAUCUACACAACAAAUAAAGCUAUGGUUUGGAAAGUU
This is a messenger RNA of Carcharodon carcharias (great white shark), 416 nucleotides long. Its product is annotated as 60S ribosomal protein L37. The record is from RefSeq and is a predicted model, not a curated record. Gene Ontology annotation, cellular component: cytosolic large ribosomal subunit; ribosome. Bases 76 to 369 code for a protein of 97 amino acids. The transcript has 4 exons. Gene Ontology annotation, molecular function: structural constituent of ribosome; RNA binding. Gene Ontology annotation, biological process: translation. NCBI's taxonomy places the organism in Eukaryota, Metazoa, Chordata, Chondrichthyes, Lamniformes, Lamnidae.